CGGUAUGACGGCUCUUGACGCGUAUGAACAUGUCAACUAGGUAGCUGCUGCGCGCUGACCUGUCUGUCACGACACCAAGGCCGAGAAAUCGAAGUGCCCGAAUCGUAGCCCGUCGUAGCUCGUCGAGCUGAGCUAACUUGCCGAGCACCUGGGACUUCUGCCAUGCCGAGCUUGACCCCGUCGUCUGCGUCACGAUAUCGCCCUGCCAUUCUCGUCCUCACCGGAGCAGCGGCAGCCUAUGCAGCAUACCUCGUAUACAGCACCUUUCGGGCGUCACCUAGCCAUGGCCUUCAGCGAAGCAACGCUGUCCGCCGCCGCAUACGCCGGCGGGAUUCCCCUUCAGCACGCGCCCUCUCGUUGAGCAUCGCGCGCUAUGCACAUGAGAUACCUUCACUGGGCGAAUACAACCUGUUGGGAACGCGCAUAUCCCUCGAUUCUCACAACCUCGUGUCUACGGCCGAGCUUCGGCAUGUCAUUGCGCAGGCGGAUCCCAACGCCCGCGAAGAGGCUAUAGAGACGGCAAUCGGGGAUUUGUACGACGUCUUUCUCGAUCGCCUCCUAAUCUUCUUAUUUCCUAGUCGAUCGCCUUCCCCGAUAGAGGUUGAAGCAAUCCAGAGGUGGAUCGGCGACCGCAUACCAGACAAUGCUACGGUAGCUCGCGCAGCCGAGAGGCACGCGGAGAGCUUCCCUCCCGCUGAAGUUGCUGCAGGUGAUGGCGCUGAGAGUGUCGCGGCCACAGAACUGUCAUGGAGAAGCGACGAGGACACCGAAGGCGACCCGGUUGACCCAGAUGGUCAAACCCUCCAGCGUACCCUAUACCACAUAGCCGAAGAUCGUGCGAGGCAGGAGGGUGUGAUCCAUCGAGGUAUCACCUGCAACGGCUGUGACGAGAAACCCAUUCGGGGCGUCAGAUGGCACUGCGCCAAUUGCGUCGACUUCGACUUAUGCUCCAACUGCGAAGCCACCAAUUCCCACUACAAGACGCACAUCUUCUACAAAAUACGUGUGCCUGCGCCUUACCUAGGGUUGCCAAAGCAGGAACCCUUGUAUCCCGGUAAGCCUCACACGAUGAGCCCUUCGAUUGACACACCACUCAAGAAGCGCCUUAUCUCGGAGACAAAGAUGGAAGCAGAGGAAAUCGAGGCCCUCUGGGAUCAGUUCAGCUGUCUCGCUGGGACCGAAUGGGCCGGAGACACGAGUGGCGUGGGAUGGGCGCUUGAUCGACGAGCUUUCAAUCAUGCAUUUGUCCCUCGCUACAACAGCUUCGCAUCUGCACCAAACCUCAUCUACGACCGCAUCUUCGCCUACUACGACACGGACAAGAAUGGCCUGAUUGGCUUCGAUGAAUGGAUCAAGGGAAUUAACGGUAUGCACACAACCGAUGUAGAGAUCAAGACGAGGAUCGUCUUCAAUGGAUAUGAUAUUGAUGGAGAUGGCUACAUAUCGCGCAAGGACAUACUGAGGGUAUUCCGGGCUUUCUAUGCCAUUGAGCAGGAGGCCACGCGCAACUACGUUGCGGAGCUCACCGAAGACCUAUCUAUUCGGAACGCAUUGGAAACGAUACGGUCCAGCCAGCCGCUAGGCUCUGCGUUUCCCCCUCCCCCGCACAAUAUGGCCGCCUCGAAUGGCCCAAACUCUCGGCUGCAACGGAAGGUCCAAGAUGACGUUGACGGUCAUACCACGCAAGUUCUUGACGAUGAUAGCUUGGACGUGGCGGAUCGCGAGCACAUACUGAGGGCUACCGACCUUCGUAAUGUGAUGCCCGGAGAAAUGCCUCAGAGCGCGCAAGACCGUGUCGUCACAGACAGAUGGGCGCGAAGGCAGUUCUAUGUUGACGAAGAAGAGGGCAUGACUACGCCCGAGGGUGUAGAGGAUGCACAUCCGACUAGAGAAGCAUCUAUCGAUGAGACAACGCAGACCGGAGGCCUCAAUAACGCAACGUCAGAGAACGAACGCCCACGAUGGUCGCGAUCCUCUUCGAGAGUUCGUUUCCAUGACGAUGUAGACGUAGAGACUCGGUCCAACGCCUCAACAUCAUCUAGGCCGGCUGGAGAGCGCUGGGGCGGCUAUGAAAUACCCGAGCCUGAAAAAGAUCUUGGGAAGGAGGUGCUUUAUCAAAUCACCCAACAAGGUUUUAACGAGCUUCUUGAUCCGCUCUUCCAGGACAAGGAAGAUAUGGCAAUGGAUGCCUACGCAACACGCAGUGAUCGUCGGAAGCAUGCUGCUGCCAUCGAUGAAGCCAUGGAGUUGUUGAAGACGACGAAGAAUGACCUCGAAGCCAUUAUACAAGUAGGCAUCUUUCGAUUCUCCAAAUGCGUUGUUGACAUGUUCUGCAAAACGCUCAAUAGCGGGAACCACUAUGCCACUCUCAGAGCCAUUUUCCAGGACGAUGAUGGCAGCGAAAUUAGUCGAGGUGAGGCAAGAUCUAGACUUGCUAGCGUCUAUGCGUCUGUUGAGGAGACCGUCAUACGCUCUAUCAAGACUAUGAGGCAAAUGAACCCUGACAAGAUGACGCUAUGGAACACGUCACUCUGUAGACAUGAGUUGGAAGAGGAGAUAUUGAAUGCUGUUGUGGAAUGCGUAUCUCAUCUAGGUUGGAUCGCUUGGCCACUCUCAAACGGGAAGCCGAUCAUGGCGGAAGGCUCAAAUCAGGCCCCAUCGAUCUAUCGUGAUCCUACCAUGCCUCAGUUUCGACCCAACUCGCAAGCCGAUAUCGAUGCCGCGAGGUCUUUUCCUAGUAGCUCCAUUAGCACUCAUGAUGAAUCGCAAGAUAGAGACGAGUCUUCGGUAUCCGGAAAUGAAGAGAUGGCUGUAUACCAUAAUCCUGAAGGGAUAGAGCACAUAGCGUCAGAUCCACAAGGCCCCUUCUUUGUCUUUACAGUUCCCGAAAUCAAGCCUUCCAACCCAGAGGAACCAGGCGAACCCGAAGAGGAAGAUAAUGGCUCCGGUUCAGCACUAGCACCUCCACCGCCACACCCUGUGUUGUUAACCCCAGCCGAGGAACCUGCACCUAGUGACGAGCCAUCUUCCUCUACUAUCUCACCAAGACAAGAGCACCUAACUAGCCAAUCCCCGGUUAUCAAUUGGCGUUCCUACACGCACAAUCUCUCCAUCUACCUCCUCUUUGUCGACACUAAAAGCGGUGUUGAUGUGCUACGUUCAUCGUCGAGACCGGUUACGCACUCGACGAACCCCUACCAGCCAGAGACAGACCCACAUAAGCCUUUGGUACGCCAUAUACGCCAGCUGGCCAUGGAAUCUAAUUCUCGACUCCAUAUCACUAUGUUAGCUAGCUUAGAGACAGUCGAGCAAGAAAUGAAUGACCGAAAAGGCGGCGGUCUAAUCAGUUUUGACGAGUUUGCGGAGCCCAUGAGACAAGGUAGAUUGCGAUUUUUGGAGUCGUGGAUGGAUUGGGUGAGUAUAUGAACUUGCAUUUCUAGUUCUACGAUCAAUAGGCAUAUGGAUGCUCCAGCAUUGCGCUUGCAGUCGUUGACUGCUUCACUUAGCUUGGUGGAUUUGCAACCUCUACUAUUCGAGCUGGCUUGCACGACUCAUGUACCGCUUCUAAAAAUCUGCACUCCUAUCACCACAUGAAAAUGUUGGCCGGAAGCUUAUGUAGGUGACUACAAUUCUAGACGUCUUGUGGACAAGUAGGAUUAGAAGGAUCAUGUGUGUGUGGCGGGGUGCGGAAGUACAUUCAGCAACGAGAGGUAUGGUGGGACCGUGCUAGGAAGCCAGAUGCAAAAUGAUGUUAAUGAUCAAAUUACUACUGAUAUUACGACCUGUUCCAAUGCUUUGCAAAAUUAGAACCUUGUCUUCUUUAUCCGACUACGUUCUCCUGCCCUUCACCUUUCAUACUCUGCGUG
Molecule: messenger RNA, 3866 nt
Organism: Cucurbitaria berberidis CBS 394.84
Lineage: Eukaryota; Fungi; Ascomycota; Dothideomycetes; Pleosporales; Cucurbitariaceae
Exons: 1
Coding region: 163-3426 (1087 amino acids)
Cellular component (GO): membrane; intracellular membrane-bounded organelle; cytosol
Molecular function (GO): zinc ion binding; calcium ion binding
Source: RefSeq, a predicted model, not a curated record